UUCAAGCCAUCUUACAUUUAUACAAUAUUGUGCUAGCGGCCUGUUUCAAUAUGAAAUAGAAGUCUGAGUCGUAUCAGAAAUGCUACGGCGAUCUCCUCAAACAUAUAUGAAACUAUUAUGCCUUGUGAGUGGUGACAUCAGCUUGUAUGUACGUACAAAGGACUUCGAAUCUCGAAACGGAAGCGAAGAGAUACCAAAUAACACAUCUCACUACACCCUCGGCCAAAUACGCACAACUCCAAACUCUAGUGAAACGUGGAUGCCUGGCACAACUCCCAAUUACGAGGCGUCAGGAACAACACUGGAGGAAUGUAAAGAGCAAACGUGCACGGUCACUCUGUCUGGAAAAUUCCUGGGAUCCUCGGCGGAGAUUACUCCAGCAACCGCACUCAACCGUUUAUUCUUUUCAGAUCGCGCUCUUUAAUCGCGUCCAAAUGGCUAAGAAGAAGAAGAAUCCUCAGGCCGAUGCAUCUGCGACCGUCAAUGGCAAUGGAGCUGGCGCCGCCGUGCCCCCAACUGCUGCUGCACCUCCACCUCCGAAGAGCAAAGCGAAAGCACCAGAGCCAACCACAUCCGCAUUGAUCAUAUGCCGCAACAAGUAGGUUCAAGUGGAGACAUUGGAGAUACAUUUCCUCAUUUCACGGCCCAUGGCUUCAGCUGCCCCCAGAGGUCCUCGAAUCCCUUGCGCAUAGCAACUAUCUAUCACCCCGCCCUCAUCCGAUUGACC
This is a messenger RNA of Mytilinidion resinicola, 727 nucleotides long. RefSeq lists its product as uncharacterized. NCBI's taxonomy places the organism in Eukaryota, Fungi, Ascomycota, Dothideomycetes, Mytilinidiales, Mytilinidiaceae. The record is from RefSeq and is a predicted model, not a curated record. The coding region runs from base 147 to 602 and encodes 151 amino acids. The transcript is spliced from 2 exons.